This is a messenger RNA of Oncorhynchus mykiss (rainbow trout), 3983 nucleotides long. The record is from RefSeq and is a predicted model, not a curated record. NCBI's taxonomy places the organism in Eukaryota, Metazoa, Chordata, Actinopteri, Salmoniformes, Salmonidae.
UCAAGGGGCGGGAAUGUUACACCGCGCGUGCAGGCAGGUGCGCGUCACACAACAGGUGCGUUCGUGAUGUCACAACCCUAGUUACUGGAGCUCGAGGGAGAAAGAUUUAUUCAACGCUUUGCUUUUUCUGUGCAUAAAGUACGUUUUACACGAUUAUAAACUAGUAGAGGUGGAGGGAAGGAUUGAAAAUGGGUAAAAACCUAAAGGAAGAGAACUCGGAGUCGUCGGAAUAUGGGGAACCUGCUCAGUAUGACCCCACCUUCAAUGGACCUGUUCGGAAAAGAGGCUGCACUGACAUCAUCUGCUGUGUUCUCUUCAUUGUCGUUAUCCUUGGCUACAUGGCGGUGGGGAUUUUGGCCUGGCUUUAUGGUGAUCCUCGACAUGUCCUCUAUCCACGGAACUCUACUGGAAUGUUCUGUGGCAUCGGGCCCAAUAAAGCUCAACCCAGUGUGUUUUACUUUGACAUACUGAAAUGUGUCACAUCAAUCAACAUCAUGGCCGCCACCCUUAAUGGGUUACAGUGCCCCACCACACAGGUGUGUGUGGAAAAGUGCCCAGAUGUGUUCUGGGCUCUCAAUCCUAUUGCCUACUUACCGAAUGCCAAGCCACAAGACUACUUCAACCAAUCACUCUGCGUGCCAUCCUUUGACCUAGCAGGAACUACACUGAAAGUUAAGGAAAUUGUGGAUCAAGAGCUGUGUCCGUUCUUCUACACUCCUACUAUCUCUGUGCUGGGAAGAUGCCUACCUGAUGUUACCGCUCUGAAGAAUAUUCCUAAUGACUUUGCCAAUACGUGGGGCUUGCCAUCAAGCAUCAAUGAUACAGUCAAUGGCAUCAGGAACGCAAAAGGUGACAUAGUAAACAGCUUCAAUGCCAAAGAGAUUGGAGUGAGAAUCUUUGAGGACUUUGCGUCGUCAUGGCAGUGGAUCAUAGCUGCACUGGUCAUAGCCAUGGUGGUCAGUUUUCUGUUCCUCCUUCUGUUGCGGUUUAUUGCCCCUGUUAUGGUCUGGGUCCUUAUAUUUGGAGUGUUGGCAGUAGGUGCCUAUGGCAUAUAUCACUGCUGGUGGGAGUACGACAACUACAAAAAGUCUGCUGUCUCCAUCACUGACAUAGGCUUCACCACCGACUUCAAGGUCUACCUUCAGGUCAAGGAGACCUGGCUGGCCUUCUUGAUAAUCCUGUCUGUGGUAGAGUGCAUUCUUCUCCUGACCUUGAUCUUUCUGCGGACCAGAAUCCUCAUCGCCAUCGCUCUCAUCCAGGAGUCCAGCAAAGCUGUCAGUCACAUGAUGUCUACGCUGUUCUACCCUCUCAUCACCUUUGUUCUCCUGGUGGUGUGUGUGGCCUAUUGGGGCAUCACUGCUCUUUAUCUGGCCACUUCAGGUAUUCCAGUGUACAAAGUGGUGGCUCUCAACUCUACUCAGGAUAACUGUGGUCAAAUCAGUGGCAAUGAGACCUGUGACCCACAGACAUUCUACAACUCUACAGACUACUCGUGGUGCCGAUCGGCACGCUGCAUCUUCAUCAAGUACAACAACGAGGGCCUGCUGCAGAGAAACCUGUUCAACCUGCAGAUCUACAACGUGGUGGCCUUCCUGUGGUGCGUCAACUUUGUCAUCGCCAUGGGCCAGUGCAGCCUGGCCGGGGCCUUCGCCUCCUACUACUGGGCCUUAAACAAGCCCUCGGACAUCCCCACCUUCCCGCUGUCCCAGGCCUUCAUCCGCACAAUACGAUACCAUGUUGGCUCCCUGGCAUUUGGUGCUCUGAUCCUCACCCUCAUCCAGAUAAUCCGGAUCAUCCUGGAGUACCUGGACCACAAGACCAGAGCGGCUCAAAACCCCUGUUCUCGGUUCCUCAUGUGCUGUCUAAAGUGUUGCUUCUGGUGUUUGGAGAAGUUCAUAAAGUUCCUCAAUAGAAACGCCUACAUCAUGAUUGCCAUAUAUGGAAAAAACUUCUGUGUCUCCGCUAAAAACGCAUUCAUGCUUCUAAUGAGGAACAUUGUCAGGGUGGUGGUGCUAGAUAAAGUGACGGACCUGCUGCUGUUCUUUGGGAAGAUGCUAGUGGUGGGAGGAGUAGGUGUCCUGGCCUUCUUUUUCUUCUCUGGCAGAAUAAGACUACCGGGCAGCAAUUUCCGUACUGAAAUGCUCAACUAUUACUGGAUGCCCAUUAUUGUGGUUGUGGUGGGAGCAUACCUCAUUGCUUAUGGAUUCUUCAGUGUGUACAGCAUGUGUGUGGACACACUUUUCCUCUGCUUCUUGGAGGACUUGGAGCGACAUGAUGGAACGAUGCAGAAGCCAUAUUACAUGUCAAAGAAACUGAUGAAAAUCCUCAAUAAAAAGAACAGGGGACCUAAAAAUGGCAAAGGAAAGGAUUGAUGAAGUAGUGCCUUUAGACGAAUUAGAACCACAGUUACUUUCAAUAUCCUAGAAACAUCCUAUAAAUAUGACAUGUUUUUCCUUUCAGAUCUUUCAGCCUUCUCUCCUUCUGUUUCCCCCCUUCUGACAUGUCAAAGUUGACCCAUAAUGGAUCACUUUUUUGCACUUUCAACUUGAGAUAACGUGUCCACGCUUAUAAGUGUGAUUAGAUAUUUUCUUAAAUUCCAGCUACUUCUAACAAUUUUAAUUUACCAAAACUAGAGCUUUUUAUUACUCUAACCAAAACCAAAUGUUUAUUCUCUCCCAGUGCUUAUUUGUUUUUAAAAAAUAUACAUUUUUCUCAAGUGAGCAAAUUAUUUAUUAGAUACAGAAAUCGCCGCCAUAACUGUUUUAAAUACUUUUUUUUUUAUGAUCCUCAGUAUUCUGUAUAUUGUUUAAGGUCUCUAUUUUUUUUCCUAUUAUUCUGUACGUAAAUCCGAGACACUCCAUUUAGUGAAUGGUAUGUGUUUAUUUGUGGCUCGCUUACAUCCAAUUAGUAUAUGUUGCAAAAUGUACAAUAUGUUACGAAUUCGAAUUUGUUGGUGCUAAUGUUUAGGUGGCUAAUGCUAACGUCAGCUAUCUCUAGUGGAUAAGGUUAGGUUAAAGGGUUAGCUAACAUGCUAAUUAGCUAAAAUGUUACUUGUCUGUGAUGAGAUUCGAACACGCAACCUUUGGUUUGCUAGACGUUCACGUUAUAUGCCCACCCACCCUAUUUUUGUUUUUGCCUUAAGUAAAAUUCUGUCUUAUGUAAUAUAUCAUACUAAUUUAAGUGUCCCGGAUGUAAGUUUACUAUAUUACGUCUAGUCUGAGACCAGUCUGGUCCCCUAUUUGUAUUGUUAUUAAGUAUGGACCCUGGAACAAAUUUAAUUCAGUCGAGUGAGCACAUCCAUCCAUUUGGCUGCACGCACUCAACACAACUAGAGUACUUUCAGUUGUCAAGUAUCAAUGUUCAUUUACCUCACAUACUGUACUAUCCAGCAUGUCAUAAUCUUACUACAUUCCUCAACCUCUUGUCUCCUGAGACCCAGAGAGGGAAUGCAUGUGGGAGUCAGCAAUCAUGUGAUCUACUAAUCACGUGAUCAUUCAACAGUCCAGUACAAGAGCAAGUGCCUCUACUGUUGAGCUAAAUUCUAGUAGCAUUACAUUGCUGUAAUGCUACUAGAACAGUUGGGGUAAACAACCUGUGCAACCAGUUCUGUUAAUCAUAUGAUCAUCUCGACUGCAAUCAUAUUACUAGAUGGGAUACACCUGAUCCAGCUAAUUUAGGUUACAAUGAAACUGAGUAAUUAUUUUAUUCUUGACAUGGAUCUAGUGUGUUCUUUGUGGUUGAAUGAAUCCCAUCUCUACCUAACCCAUUGCCUUUCACAAUUCAGCAUAUUUGGACAUUUCAUAAACAGACAACACCGGCCACAUUAAAUGUAUUAAACAACUAUUUAUUCAGACAGAGCUUUGGAAAUUGUUUUCCUGCUGUGACCAUUUGGUUUUGCACAAUGUCUCACAGUUGUCUUGCACAAGACUCAAUACAAAUGUAAUUUCAUUUUUUUUGGGACAAAAAUAAACUCCUAAUACAAA